UAGAAACAUAAAACAGAAAAAGAAAUGAAAAAGCGAUUUAAUGCAAAUUGUGAACGGCACGAAAACGAAUGAACGGUUCUUUCUCUACGUAAACCUAACAUCUGCUGCAUUAUGCCUUAACUUAAUGCUUAAUCGAUAGAUAUUGACCAAGAAACAGAGUCAAAAGUGGGAAAUAAAUUUUCCCUGUCUCUGCCGUGACUGUCCCGACGCAUAGAGACGAUGAGGCUGUCCGGACUGGCACUUACUGAUGAAGUUGGAUCAAAAUAGAAACGGUUACAGUCAAGUGAAUACGAAUGUGCAUAUCGUGCGUGAUGAGAUCUAGAUUAUUUUGGAUAUUUGCAAUUAUAUACUCAUCACUACAUCACAUUGGGUCGGGAUCUACUUCGACAACAUUGAAGCGUCCCAGAGCCGGCGAUCCCUUCGACACGUUCCCGAAGAACUUCUGGCAGGAGUUCUCCUCGCCGUUCACAGACACGCCGGAAGAUGAGGAGCUGGAGGUCACCGAGACGACCACGCACGAGCCGUUCCCCUUCUUUGCUGAUCCCUAUACGACGGUUAAUAUAAGCACCCAGCUCUCCUCGAACGUAUAUCUGCACUGCCGCGUCAAUGACCUGCAGGGCAAGACGGUGUCGUGGAUGCGGCGUCGAGGCGAUGACCUCACCCUGAUUACAUUCGGCCAGCACACCUAUAGCGGCGACUCGCGCUACUCGCUCGAGUUCGAGGAGCCUAACGACUGGAAGCUCCUCAUCCAGUUUGCCAAUGAGCGCGAUGAGGGUCCGUACGAGUGUCAGGUCUCCUCGCAUCCUCCCCUGGUACUUCUCGUAUAUCUUACUAUAAUUGUUCCUCAUGUGGAAAUUCUUGACGAGAGAGGAUCGGCCACACCGGAGAAGUACUACAAGGCUGGCAGCACCAUCGAGCUGCAGUGUGUCAUCUCCAAAAUUCCACAUCCAUCGUCCUACAUCACCUGGCGACACGGGCCCCGUCUGCUCAACUAUGACACCAGUCGGGGUGGCAUCAGUGUGAAAACGGAUAUGCUACCUGGACGGGCCCUGAGUCGCCUAUACAUUGCCAAUGCGAAUCGACAAGAUACCGGGAACUACACCUGUAUGCUGGGGAACGAGAUUACGGAGACGGUUGUAGUACAUGUGCUUAACGGUGAGGAGCCAGCCGCAAUGCAGCACGCGAACGGGACUCGCCACGGUGCCAGGCCCUCAACUAUGGUUGUGUUUUUUCUAUUGUACGUAUACGCGUGUGUUUGCGGAAUGGCGGUGGCGGUGGGCCACCCGGUCGGGCGAUGACGAUCUAGUGGCAUCUGUAAGGUGAAAACACAGGUAGGUGGUCGCUACACAGCAGAGUUACAGUGAGGGAAAUGCAUACACCAGAAAAUCUUGUCCAGAAUUGCAUUUUUGACUUUUACUCUAAUCAUGGGUUGUUUAAUAUACGAUAAAUAGCAUAAAAUGAAUACUGAAUACAUACUAGAUUUAAGUCGCAAAUCGAAUGAUAAAAAACAAACAAACAAUGUGAGAGCUCGUAUGUAUUUAUAUUAUAUAAGGGCGUACGCGAAUAUAUGUAGAACAUGAAAUUGAUUUUGAAAAUUCUAGAGCAUACAAUUAUUGUCAUAAUCUCAACGUACUACAAAGGCCGUGUUUAUGUUGGCUAAAUAUUAAUCAUAUAUUAUAUGUAUGUACGUGUGUAUGUCUGUAUACAUCUCGUAUUCGUUUUGAUCCUGUCAGCUUAUACAUCAUUAUGCAAGCAUAUGUACAUGUUUAUGUAUAUGUACAUGGAUGUAUACUUACCUAGAUUUGUACAGGCUAAUGUAUUUGUAGCUGCAUAAGUCAAUAGGAGCCGGCCAAUGCACUUUCAGUUCCACCUAAAUCAUUUUUCCGAAGGCUAAUCCAUUAUGCUUCUAAUACGCUUCUAAUCCAAGGCCUUGUGAAAAAUGGUUUUAGCUUCUGGAAAUCAAACAGCAUAUCAGUUGGGAUCAUUUUAAUCGUAAUAAUUACACUGUGCUACAGUGGCCUUUUACUUUACACCUAACCAAAAUUCUGUUGUAGACCUGUUCCAGUAAAUCUCUUCUUUGGAAUUUGCAAUAUACAUAAUCCGAAAUUCGAUUUUAAAAAUUCUAGAAACUUUUUAGCUGACUUCGGACGCUUUAAAAACUUUAAUAAUUGUCACUCGGCAUCUACAAGACCAAUAUCAAUGAGAAUUGAGGUUUGAAAAGGGGAAAGUAUGGCAAACCUUUCAUAACUUUAAAUUAGUUUCCAUACAAAGGCUAUGCUCAAGGUUUUAGCUUUCCAGCAUUUAACAUUUUUUGACAUGCUAACGUAUUUUUUAAAGAUUUUAUAUCUUUGGUAGCGUCAGUUCCCAGCCAAAUAAGAUACUAAUAAUUGAAAUUGUAAAAAAAUUACGAAAUUACGUAUUUUUUAGCAAAUCAACCUGUACAUUACAUAUGUAUAUUACCCAGUUUCUGAUAUAUAUUGACACUUUGAAUAACUAGAAUCAUAGGUUCAAAUAUUGGCUACUUUCGCGUACCAUGAUUUCAAAAGCACUGUGUUUAGCCGCACUGGGAUUUCCGCAUCACGAAUGAAAGAGUGAAAUCAUGUGGAAACCAGCUCAAAUUAACCGUUUGACGAUAUUUGGGAGUAGAUAUCUAGUUUUGAAAAAUGUCAAAAGAUGGUUUUAAGAUCCACUAAACCAGAUCUACGCGGUACUCAGAGAGUACACGGUUUAUAUUAGAUUCCUAUAGACGUAAAGCAAAGAAAGCAUUUCCUAUCUUAAAAAGUGUACUCUUGAUCAGCAUUGAAAUCCGAGUCGAUAGAGCCAUGUUUAACGUCUAGUUUCCAGAGACUAAAAGAGGUAAAGCAACCAAAUUUCAGACUCCUGUAAUAUCACUCGGAAAAAAAUUUAUUCUUAAAUUUUGCCACGCCCCCUACCGACCCCUCAAAGGAAAAGGUUUGUGACAGAGUCUAAAGAAUAAUCCUAAUUGGCCAGAUCUGCUAAUCAUUAUAUCCGGAAUGAAGAAAAUAAUUUCCCGCGACUGCUCGAGACGCGACCCUCGUCUCUCUCACACUCGUCCUUUUCUACAGAGUGAAAUAUAGAGUGUGACAUUUUCUACGGUCGGUGCGGUAUGGAUACAGCUAGAAUAGUAGUCAUUGGAUGGAAUGAGGGUACACAAAUUUAGAACAUAACCAGCGCUCGCUCACUCUAGUUUUUCAAAUCUCAAACCAACACAAGUCGUUUUAUCGCGCUGCUUCCACCAGAGGGCGCACACUGCAAAAGGAAGAGCGUGGAAUAAGUAAGCGCAUUGAAGCCGUUGCGUCGCCAAUGAAUUUUAAUUUGUUCCUUCCGGUUAUAAUAAUGAUCCGAUCUAGUUCCAGAUUCGGCAAUCUGUAGAUAUGAUCUCUAGGAUUCCGCGUUUUCGCGUAUCCUUAAAUCCUUCUGGAUGCUGGAAAUUUUCGUCUUUUUGGGGGGCGGGGAAAAGUUUUGAACACACACUUGUAACAGUGUGUUACAGGAGUCUGGAUAGUCGCUGAGACUGUAGACAUAGCUAUAUCGACCCGGCUAUUGAUGCUGAUCAAUUAUAUAUACUUUACGGUAUGCGGUAAGGAAACGCUUCCUUCUGUGUGAUACACACAUGCACUUCCACCACUAAUCUAACAUACUCCUAUACUCUUUGAGUACCGGGUAUACUCGUACAUAUUGGGAUACGCGAUCUGCUUUAUACACGUCCUGCCAAAAUCUAAAUUUACAUAUGGAUAAACAUAACAGUACUAACUGAAUACCGGGUAUUAGUAGUGUAUCGAAUAACAUCGAUUCGACUGGUUUUUGUCUCGUGUAAAAUAGAUUCAAAAGUUGUAAUUUUGUAGCACUGUGUCAUUAAUAGUGGUCUGCUUUUCCAAUCCAAAGUAUGGGUUUUUAGGCUCGACCUAUCUUUUGCUUGAAAUAUGGAAAUCUUCAAAACUAAUCAAUUAUGAUCAAAAUGGAUAUUUUUCGGUAAAAAUCGACCUGAGUGACCUAAACAUUGAUCAUACUUUAUUUUUUGUCGAGUUUUCAAUUAACGUAAAAAGUAGUUGGCACAGAAUUUGUGGUGUGUGGAUCGAUGAAAGCUGUUCCAAAAACGAAGAGAACAAAGAGAAAAACAAGACGUACUAUAGAAGCUUAGGAAAUGUUUAACGUUAACAAACUGUGUCAUUUAAAAUGGAUACAUAUCGUUUAAUUAUUGUUAAUUCGGUUGCGGAACCAAUGACCAUUUGAGCCCAAACAAAAAUAAUAUGUAUGUAACUGUA
This is a messenger RNA of Drosophila miranda, 4286 nucleotides long. It is a transcript of the gene dpr14, whose product is annotated as fibroblast growth factor receptor 3. Gene Ontology annotation, cellular component: neuron projection membrane. NCBI's taxonomy places the organism in Eukaryota, Metazoa, Arthropoda, Insecta, Diptera, Drosophilidae. Gene Ontology annotation, biological process: synapse organization. The record is from RefSeq and is a predicted model, not a curated record. The transcript is spliced from 7 exons. The coding region runs from base 294 to 1298 and encodes 334 amino acids.